This is a messenger RNA of Neolamprologus brichardi, 3571 nucleotides long. The record is from RefSeq and is a predicted model, not a curated record. NCBI's taxonomy places the organism in Eukaryota, Metazoa, Chordata, Actinopteri, Cichliformes, Cichlidae.
CUUUCAUUGUACGUGGUGACGUCAGCGCGGGCUCUGCUCCUGUGCUCAACACAUCGAGCUGUCAUCAUUUUACCGGGAGAAGCGAAGGGCAUCCGGGAUACCGGCCGAGAGGGGGCCCAGCACUGUGUUUGGAGAGGACUGACGUGGACGUCUGACUGCUUCCUGUUGUGGCCCUGACCUGCGUUUUUCUUCUGCAUCGUUGUGAGGUCGAGGACGUCCGGACUGUCGGACCGAAAGUCACCGCCGUGUGUGAUACUUUAAGGACUGCUCAUGCAUCGUUUAAGGACUUGUGCGGCGCGGUUGCGUCCGCUCACCGCCUCGCAGGCGGCUCAGACUGUCGGCCAACAGCGGCCAAUCACAGUCACCUCCACGGGUGGCAAAAGGACGUUUCAGCCAAUCAGGUGUUACACAGCACCGGUGGCUUCGGAGCCGUUCCUGAAUGGGACGAGCUCCAACUAUGUGGAGGAGAUGUACUACGCCUGGUUGGAAAAUCCCAAGAGUGUUCAUAAGUCGUGGGAUGUGUUUUUCCGGAACGCCAACGCUGGCGCUCCUCCCGGCGCCGCCUACCAGUCUCCUCUGGGGCUGUCUGCGGCGUCCAGCCUCGUCGCCCCCCAGCUCUCCUCUCUGGUCGGAGCUCAGCCCAACGUGGAGAAGCUGGUGGAGGAUCACCUGGCUGUGCAGUCGCUCAUCAGGGCCUACCAGGUGAUGGGUCAUCACAAUGCCCACCUGGAUCCACUGGGAAUCAGCUGUGUCAAUUUUGAUGACGCUCCGGUGAAUGCCGGCUUCCAGGAUAUCCGAGGGCACCACGUGGCCCAGUUGGACCCCCUCGGCAUCAUGGACGCUGAUCUGGACUCGUGUGUCCCCACUGACAUUAUCACGUCCUCCGACAAGCUGGACGUGGCUGUGUUCAAGGAGAGGCUGCACAUUCUCACGGUCGGAGGCUUCUACGGUCUGGAGGAGUCGGACCUGGAAAAAGUGUUCCGGCUUCCCACCACCACCUUCAUCGGAGGCUCGGAGAGCGUGCUGCCGCUGAAGGAGAUCAUCCGCCGGCUGGAGAUGGCGUACUGUCAGCACAUCGGGGUGGAGUUCAUGUUCAUCAACGACCUGGAUCAGUGUCAGUGGAUCAGGCAGAAGUUCGAGACUCCGGGCGUGAUGCAGUUCACUCUGGAGGAGAAGCGGACGCUGCUGGCCCGCAUGGUCCGCUCCACCAGGUUUGAGGAGUUCCUGCAGAAGAAGUGGUCUGCAGAGAAGCGCUUCGGCCUGGAGGGCUGCGAGUCUCUGAUCCCCGCCCUGAAGACCAUCAUCGACAAGUCGUCUGAGAACGGCGUGGAGAACGUCAUCAUGGGAAUGCCCCACAGGGGUCGUCUCAACGUCCUGGCCAACGUGAUCCGGAAAGAGCUGGAGCAGAUCUUCUGUCAGUUCGACUCCAAACUGGAAGCAGCCGAUGAGGGCUCCGGCGACGUGAAGUACCACCUGGGGAUGUACCAUCGCCGCAUCAACCGCGUGACAGACAGGAACAUCACGCUGUCUCUGGUGGCGAACCCGUCUCACCUGGAGGCCGUGGACCCCGUGGUGCAGGGGAAGACCAAAGCCGACCAGUUCUACUGCGGAGACACCGACGGGAAAAGACACUUCUAGUUUUCGUUAUUUCGUUAGUUUUCGUUAACGAUAAUAACCUCGACUCACACACCUGGAAACAGUCUUUACAGUGCGUGUGUGUGCGUGUGUGUGUGCGUGCAGGUGUGUUACCGUCGGAUGGGUCAUAACGAGAUGGACGAGCCGAUGUUCACUCAGCCGCUGAUGUACAAACAGAUCAAGAAGCAGAAGCCGGUCCUGCAGAAAUACGCCGAGAAGCUGAUCGCAGAGGGAGCUGUGAGCCGGCAGGAGUACGAGGAGGAGAUCGCCAAGUACGAUAAGAUCUGCGAGGAGGCGUACGCUCGCUCCAAGGACGAGAAGAUCCUGCACAUCAAGCACUGGCUGGACUCGCCGUGGCCCGGUUUUUUCACCCUGGACGGUCAACCGAAGUCGAUGAGCUGCCCGUCCACCGGCCUGACCGAAGACAACCUGAACCACAUUGGGCAGGCGGCCUCGUCUGUCCCCGUGGAGGACUUCACCAUCCACGGAGGUCUGAGCCGAAUCCUGAAGGGCCGCGGCGAGAUGGUGAAGAACCGGACGGUGGACUGGGCCCUGGGCGAGUACAUGGCCUUCGGAUCGCUGCUGAAAGAGGGGAUCCACAUCAGGCUGUCGGGGCAGGACGUGGAGCGCGGGACCUUCAGCCACCGUCACCACGUCCUCCACGACCAGAACGUGGACAAGAGGACCUGCAUCCCCAUGAACCACCUGUCCCCGGACCAGGCGCCGUACACCGUCUGCAACAGCUCGCUGUCCGAGUACGGCGUGCUCGGCUUCGAGCUGGGAUUCGCCAUGGCGAGCCCGAACGCUCUGAUCCUGUGGGAGGCUCAGUUUGGAGACUUCCAGAACACGGCGCAGUGCAUCAUCGACCAGUUCAUCUGCGCCGGGCAGGCCAAGUGGGUGAGGCAGAACGGCAUCGUGCUGCUGCUGCCGCACGGCAUGGAGGGCAUGGGUCCCGAACACUCGUCAGCUCGUCCCGAGAGAUUCCUCCAGAUGUGCAACGACGACCCCGACGUCCUGCCGGUGAGACGCGCACACAGAGCAGUGAUGUCAGAGCGGCGAUCAACUUCCUGUUUGUGUCCCCAGCUGAUCAUCUUCACUCCCAAGUCUCUGCUGCGUCACCCCGAGGCCCGAUCGAGCUUUGACGAGAUGCUGCCCGGAACUCACUUCCAGCGGCUGAUCCCGGAGGUGGGCGUGGCGGCCGAGCGUCCAGAGGCCGUGAAGCGGCUGAUCUUCUGCACAGGAAAGGUUUACUACGAGCUGACCAAAGAGCGGAAGAGCAGAGGCCUGGAGAACACGGUGGCCAUCAGCCGCAUUGAGCAGCUCUCCCCGUUCCCCUUCGACCAGGUGAAGGCGGAGACGGAGCGCUUCCCCAACGCCGACCUGGUCUGGUGUCAGGAGGAGCACAAGAACCAGGGUUACUACGACUACGUGAAGCCUCGCAUCAGGACCACCACGCAGAAAGCCAAGCCCGUUUGGUAUGCUGGCAGAGACCCGGCAGCCGCUCCCGCCACAGGAAACAAAAACACUCACCUGAUCGAGCUGCGGCGCUUCCUGGACACGGCCUUCCACCUGGACGUGUUCAGAGACCAGCAGUGAUCACGUGACCUGCAGCACCUGGAAUCAGCCCUCACCCGUCUCGCCUCCAUUCACACUCACAACACACAGUCAGCCCUCUGUACGGCUGAGCACACCGCACAGCAGGAAGUCCAUUCAGAAAAUCACCGACCAGAACAUCACAGCGGGAGGCGGAGCCUCAGAUUCAAAUUUAAACUUUAUUCUCCUGGUUUGUGACGGACAGAAACAUUCCCGUAAUCAUCAAAGACGAAACGAGCUGCCGUUUUUCUCUCUGAGCUGUCUUUGUCCAUCAGACCUCACAUUAACGUCACCAUGACGCCGAGGGAAGCUAAAAUCAGACAGAUUCUCAAUGGACUUCUGA